GGAGCAGGGUUGGAACUGAAGUCUGCAGGAUGGUAGCUCUCCAGGAGCAGGGUUGAAGAUCCCUGAUAUAGAACAACCAUAGGCUCAGCCCCCGCACUUUUUGAACCGAAUUAGUCCCUCCGAUUCGUAAAUGAAUCAAUCAGACGGGUUCUGUGAACAGGUUAUCGACUCAUUGAAAGCAUUCGACUCGGAUCCGCUGUUCAUUCAUCAUCACGCGCUUCGUACGUCAAAAUGUCGAAAGAGGCGCGCAGAAAUUGUGGAUGAUUUCGUGAGUAUGUGACGAGGCAUUAGAGUGAACUGGGUUAGGGGUGCAAGAAAUGGCGUCAAAACGUCCGUUUUGCGAUGCAGACUUUUUGUGUGCUGUUUGUCACGAUGUUUUCGAUCGCCCUGUGGUGCUUCUGUGCGGCCACAGUUUCUGCAAAGACUGCAUUGAGCGGUACUGGAGUGUCAAUGACUCAAGACAGUGUCCAAUGUGCAGACAAACAUCUGCUAACACUCCUUCCCUUAACUUGGCUCUUGGAAACUUAUGUCAAGCAUUCCUGCAUCACAAACGGCAUUUAGAGGAGCUGUGUGAAGUUCACCAGGAGAAACGGACUCUGGUGUGUUGUGAUGAUGAGCAGUUACUGUGUGAGAUUUGUGAACAAUCUGAGGAGCACAGAAAUCACACAAGCCGUCCAGUUCAAGAGGUCGUGGAGGAACAUAAGGGAGUUCUGCGGUCAGAACUUGAUCUCCUGAAGGAGAACAUAGAGCUCAUGCAGCAAUCUGACUUUGAGUGUGAUUUAUUGGCUCUUAAGAUGAAUAACUUCAAGGACACUUUGGCGAGAGUCCAGUGCAAACCUGAGGAUCCAGAGAUGACUCCAGGAGAUCUCAUUGACAUUCCAAAGUAUGUGGGCAACUUUAAUCACAAAGUUUGGCAGAAAAUCAGACGAUCUAUCAUUUACACUCCUGUGGUUCUGGACCCUAACACAGCCAACUUUCACCUAACAUUAUCUGUUGAUCCGACAAGUGUGCGGAAUCUCAAUAAAUCUGAGGUGAUUAAUGAGCAGAGUAACAAUAACAUUGAGAGAUUUGCUGAUUGUCCCUGUGUUCUGGGCUAUGUGGGAUAUUCCACUGGGAAGCACACUUGGGACGUUGACGUGGAGGAGAACACGUCCUGGAUGGUGGGUGUCGCCGUAGAGUCUGUCCAAAGAAGAGGAACCAGCGGCUUGCCCAGUGGAGUCUGGUGUAUCGGGCUUGACGGGGAGGUACUUAGUGUCACGGAUCCUCUGGAGUCACGUGUCCCGCUGCACGGAUUUGUGAAACCCACAGUAGUGAGGGUAAACCUGGACUUGAGUGCAGGACGGCUGUCGUUCUCAGAUCUUCUGGGACAGACGGUCUAUCACACCUUCACACACAAUUUCACUGAGAAGGUCUUUCCAUUCUUUUAUACUAAGUGCCAUUUUCCUCUCACUAUUCUGCCUAAAUCGUUCAAUAAAGAAAUCUAAAGUGCCUUUG
Molecule: messenger RNA, 1494 nt
Organism: Cyprinus carpio (common carp)
Lineage: Eukaryota; Metazoa; Chordata; Actinopteri; Cypriniformes; Cyprinidae
Product: E3 ubiquitin-protein ligase TRIM39-like
Exons: 5
Coding region: 318-1484 (388 amino acids)
Molecular function (GO): protein binding; zinc ion binding
Source: RefSeq, a predicted model, not a curated record